AUGGCCGUCCAAAGAAUCGUUCCCGCUUUUCAAGGUAUUGAUGAUGCCACAGCUGCUCUAAUCCUACAACUUCUACUCCAAGACUCGGAAGAGCUCGCUGCAAGUGGUGCUAAGGGUAAAGAUCGGGCAGGUACUUCUGCAUCGGAUUCUGAACUAGCCGUGUUGUUGUAUCAGCAAGAAUUGAAGAAGAGUGAACAGUUCGUCAAUGAUCGUCAAGUUGCUGCUCAUCUUGAUCCGUUGGGUACUAUUACAUAUAAUGGGUUGGAGCAGGCUCGACGUAUCAAGGCGGCACGUAUCCCAGUAACGGCAAAUGCUAUAGUCAGAGCUCUUAUUACAACAGUUGCAAAGGAAGAGAAUGAUAAGGGUCCAAGUCUUACAUUCAGCAGCACGAUCGCCAAAGCAGCUGCAAGUUGUCCAUCACCAGAAAAGUUGUCUUCGAAUGCUUCAAGCUCAGGAAGUUCCACCCAGUCGGACGAUACGUUCAAGACUAGCAAAACAUCCAUCGUAUCUCAAUCAAACUCCAACUCGGUCAAGAAUGCAGAAAUCAACCAACAAGUUGCCGAGUCCUCCGCUUGGGCAGCUUCAAGAAACACGAGCAACAAGGGUAAAGAGAAGGUUACAAGAUGUUGCGUUUGCUACGAAGACAUUCCAACCUACGAUGUAGUCGAUCUCUCCUGCGAAGACCAUUACUGUCGCGAUUGCCUUCAACAACUAUUCUCCCACUCAUUCAAAGACCUAACACUAUUCCCCCCACGAUGCUGCAAGAACGAACUCACUCCCGAAAUCGUCGGACUGCUCCUAACUUCAGAUCUCAUCCGCGAAUUCGAAGAACGAAAACUCGAGUACGAUACGACUGAUAAGAUAUACUGCGCCAACUCGACCUGCUCGGCUUUCUUGAAAAAAGAGCAUAUUGACACCACAAGCAACGCAGCUUUCUGCCCCGCUUGCUGGACAGAAACUUGUACCCUCUGCAAAUCUCCCGCUCACGAAGGUCUCUGCCCCGAAGACGAAACAACAAAGAUGAUCCUCGCCUUAGCAGAGAAAAAUCACUGGAAACAAUGUUCCUCCUGCAAAGCCAUGGUCGAGAUCUCUUUCGGAUGCAACCACAUGAGGUAUCCCCCCCUCCCCCUCCUCCUGCCCCUCCAACUCCCCACGUUCCCACUAACAAGCCCAGAUGUCGCUGCGGCACCGAAUGGUGCUACCCGUGCGGCACUCCCUGGAAACACUGCAAAUGCGCGCUCUGGACCGAAAACAACCUUCUCAUCCGCGCGACCGCCAUUGCGGAUCGCGAAGCCCCUAUGCCAGGAGUCAGUCGGGACGAGCAGAUUAAUGCGAUCAAGGCGAAUUUGA
Glarea lozoyensis ATCC 20868 is the source of this 1350-nucleotide messenger RNA. RefSeq names its product RING/U-box. Gene Ontology annotation, molecular function: ubiquitin protein ligase activity; ubiquitin conjugating enzyme binding; zinc ion binding. Bases 1 to 1350 code for a protein of 449 amino acids. The record is from RefSeq and is a predicted model, not a curated record. The transcript has a single exon. Gene Ontology annotation, biological process: ubiquitin-dependent protein catabolic process; positive regulation of proteasomal ubiquitin-dependent protein catabolic process; protein polyubiquitination. Gene Ontology annotation, cellular component: cytoplasm; ubiquitin ligase complex. Lineage: Eukaryota; Fungi; Ascomycota; Leotiomycetes; Helotiales; Helotiaceae.